Chinchilla lanigera (long-tailed chinchilla) is the source of this 1079-nucleotide messenger RNA. RefSeq lists its product as uncharacterized. Gene Ontology annotation, biological process: immunoglobulin production; immune response. The transcript has 3 exons. NCBI's taxonomy places the organism in Eukaryota, Metazoa, Chordata, Mammalia, Rodentia, Chinchillidae. Gene Ontology annotation, molecular function: RNA-DNA hybrid ribonuclease activity; nucleic acid binding. The record is from RefSeq and is a predicted model, not a curated record. Bases 24 to 1079 code for a protein of 351 amino acids.
UCCAAAUCAGGACAAGCCCAGACAUGAGGGUCUCCAGUCAGCUCCUGGGGCUCCUGCUGCUCUGGAUCCCAGGUACCAGAUGUGACAUCCAGAUGACCCAGUCUCCCUCCUUCAUAUCUGCAUCAGUAGGAGACAGAGUCACCAUCAGUUGCCAAGCGAGCCAGGGCAUAAGCCAAUGGUUAGCUUGGUAUCAACAGAAGCCAGGGAAAGCCCUUAAACUUCUAAUCUACCAGGCAACCAGUUUGGGAUCCGGAGUGCCAUCCAGGUUCAGCGGCAGUGGGUCUGGGACAGAUUUCACUCUCACCAUCAGCAGCCUGGAGGCUGAAGACCUUGCAACUUAUUACUGUAUGCAGCAUAAUAGUUACCCUCCAACAGUGAUACAAACCAUAACAAAAACCUCCCAGGGAUGCAGAAGUAGUGUGCUCUUGGACAGAGACAGAAUAACUUUUGGAUCCCCCUCUGCCUUAAAUCCUGCCACCUUACUCCCAGACGAGGCUGUGGGGCCCGUACUGCACACCUGUCAGGAGAUCCUAGCAGAAGAAACCGGAAUCCGCCAAGACUUAACGGACCAGCCCCUGCCCAAUCCGGAGGUAACCUGGUUCAUGGACAGGAGGAGCUUUCUCCAGGAUGGUAAGAGACGUGCUGGGGCGGCGGUAAUGGACAAAUCCAAAGUUAUCUGGUCUUCUGGACUGCCAGAGGGGACCUCAGCUCAAAGAGCUGAGCUCAUAGCUCUUGCUAAAGCCCUGGAACUGGCAGAAGGAAGGCGAGCAACAAUCUACACCGAUAGCCGCUAUGCCUUUGCCACCGCACAUAUUCAUGGGGCUAUUUACCAACGGAGGGGCUUGCUUACCUCGGCGGGCAGAAACAUUAAAAAUAAAAAAGAGAUUCUCAGAUUAUUAGCUGCCAUUAUGCUCCCCAAAAAACUGGCCAUAGUCCAUUGUGCCGGCCACCAAAAAGGACCAAACCCGAUAGCAGUAGGUAACAGGCAAGCUGAUGAGGAGGCAAGAACAAUUGCGUUAAAAGACUCUAAAAAAAAUGUUCUUGGUAGCAAAAAAAAUGUCAGGAGCCUCCCCAAGUGA